UUUUUCUUUUGUUGAGGGGAAUGAGUUUGCUUUUUAACUGAAUCGAUUGACUCGUCGACUUUGUACUCUGAUGGCAGGAGCUGACAAAGGAUGAAUUUCUUAAUCGAUUUAUAGUUGUAGUGCUUGGCCUUGAUUGCAAGAAUGAAGAAACUCUUUGCCUUGCCAUACAGCUUGGAUUUUAGAGCAAAAAUUUUCUUCUUCUCUGACCAGUCUUGUAAAGCUAGGUCAAAUUUCUUGAAAAAUCUUCUUAUCUCGAAAUUUCCUUCGGUUCCAUCUAAAUCCGGAAUCGUUUCCAAAAGUAAUUUUUCGAUGUCAGCUUGUGACGCAGUUUCGGAAAGAAAAUUAGCAUUUUGUUCAAUUAGAUAAGUCGAUUGUGGAGCGAUGAAAGAGGGAGGAUGGUAUAUCAUUUGUUGAGGAAGGGCACAGUUUGGAUAAUGAAGCAAAUUUGGGAAGCCAUAGAAUUGGUUAUAAGGAUGCCCUGAUUGUGUAUUGAUGGAAAUAUUCAUUUGAGUUUGAUGGUGAAGAAAAUAUUGAUUCAUAUUUUGAGGUGUAUUUUCCAUUCUUUUGCUGUUUUCCAAACCAAAUUCAAAUUUUAUCCACCGAGGCUAAAAUUUGACACGUAGAAAAUUCAAUCAACCCGUCGAGGGAAAACUGAAUAAGAUUUCUUUUGUAAAAAAAAUCUCAAAAAAAAGUUGUCAAUCCGAAAACUUAUCCCACCGAGGAAUAACUUUCAAACAAAUUUUGUUGUUGGUCUAUCCAGAGACCAGAGUUUCCAAUCAAAUCCAAUAAAUUUGGUCCACCGAGGGCCAAUUGAAGAACAAAAAAUAA
Meloidogyne enterolobii is the source of this 828-nucleotide messenger RNA. NCBI's taxonomy places the organism in Eukaryota, Metazoa, Nematoda, Chromadorea, Rhabditida, Meloidogynidae. The record is from the annotation of a GenBank genome assembly.